Molecule: messenger RNA, 3531 nt
Organism: Mauremys reevesii (Reeves's turtle)
Lineage: Eukaryota; Metazoa; Chordata; Testudines; Geoemydidae
Gene: KLC2
Product: kinesin light chain 2
Exons: 16
Coding region: 268-2265 (665 amino acids)
Biological process (GO): microtubule-based movement
Cellular component (GO): kinesin complex; membrane-bounded organelle; cytoplasm
Molecular function (GO): kinesin binding
Source: RefSeq, a predicted model, not a curated record
GGGGGUCUGUCUGGCAGGGUCAGCCCGUGUUUGCCGGACUGGGGGGCCUCUGAGUCCAGCGGGGACCUGGAAGGGCUGGACAUGGCGAGGGGGCGGGGGUUAGGAUCUGGGUCCAGCGGGGACCAGGGGUGCGUGUGUGUCCACUGAGGACCUGGAAGGGCUGCCAGGGGGGCACAUCUGGAAUGGCACCGGCGGGGGGCGGGGAGUAUUGCGGAGUUUGUUCAUCUAGCGUGGUCGAGAGGGCCUGGGUGGUGUGGGGAGGGGACCAUGACAUUUACGGUUCGGAAAAGGGGACGCCACAUCUGGAAUGACUUCGUCAGCGUGGAGAGGACGGCACUGGGGGAUUUCUUCCAGAUCUGGAAUAACCCAGUGAGGAGCCUGGCCAUGGCGACCAUGGUGUACCCGCGAGAGGAGAAGCUGAGCCAGGAUGAGAUUGUGCUGGGCACCAAGGCAGUGAUCCAAGGCCUGGAGACGCUGCGCAGCGAGCACCACUCCAUCCUGGCCACCCUGCUGGACCCCAGGAACUGCCUGGACAAGCAGCACGAGGCCAGCACUGUGCAGGAGAAGUCCAGCCUGCUGCGCAAGUCCCUGGAUGCCAUCGAGCUGGGCCUGGGGGAGGCCCAGGUGAUCAUUGCUCUGUCGAGCCACCUGAGCGCGGUGGAGUCGGAGAAGCAGAAGCUGCGGGCCCAGGUGCGGCGCCUGGUGCAGGAGAACCAGUGGCUGCGGGACGAGUUGGCGGGAACCCAGCAGAAGCUGCAGCGCAGUGAGCAGGCCGUGGCACAGCUGGAGGAGGAGAAGAAGCACCUGGAGUUCAUGAACCAGAUCAAGAAGUUUGAUGAUGACAUCUCCCCCUCGGAGGAGAAGAAUGGAGAGGCAGCCAAGGACUCGCUGGAUGACCUGUUCCCCAGCGACGACGACCAGGGCCAAGGACCGACGCCCGGCAGCGGGGAGGCCGCCGCCCAGCACGGGGGCUAUGAGAUCCCAGCGCGGCUGCGCACGCUGCACAACCUGGUGAUCCAGUACGCCUCGCAGGGGCGCUAUGAGGUGGCCGUGCCGCUCUGCAAGCAGGCGCUGGAGGACCUGGAGAAGACCUCGGGCCACGACCACCCUGAUGUGGCCACCAUGCUCAACAUCCUGGCAUUGGUGUACAGGGACCAGAACAAGUACAAGGAGGCUGCUCAUCUUCUCAACGACGCACUGGCCAUCCGGGAAAAGACCCUGGGCAAGGACCACCCCGCUGUGGCUGCCACCCUGAACAACCUGGCUGUGCUGUACGGCAAGAGGGGCAAGUACAAGGAGGCCGAGCCGCUGUGCAAGAGAGCGCUGGAGAUCCGCGAGAAGGUGCUGGGCCGGUUCCACCCCGACGUUGCAAAGCAGCUGAACAACCUGGCGCUGCUGUGCCAGAACCAGGGCAAGGCGGAGGAGGUGCAGUACUACUAUGGGCGGGCGCUGGAGAUCUACGAGAGCCGCCUGGGCCCUGACGACCCCAACGUUGCCAAGACCAAGAACAACCUGGCAUCCUGCUACCUGAAACAGGGCAAGUACAAAGAGGCCGAGGCGCUGUACAAGGAGAUCCUGACUCGGGCACACGAGAAGGAGUUUGGCUCAGUCAAUGGAGAGAACAAGCCGAUCUGGAUGCAUGCGGAGGAACGUGAGGAGAGCAAGGACAGGCGCAAGGACAGUGUUCCCUACAGGGAGUACGGCAGCUGGUACAAGGCCUGCAAGGUGGACAGCCCCACAGUGAACACAACCCUGAAGAGCCUGGGGGCUCUGUACCGGCGCCAGGGCAAGCUGGAGGCUGCUGAGACGUUGGAGGAGUGUGCCAUGAAAACCCGCAAGCAGGGCGUGCACGCCAUCAGCCAGACCAGGGUGGUGGAGCUGCUGAAGGAUGGGGGCCGAUCGGAGCGCCGGCCCAGCCGGGAGAGCCUGCCCAACAGUGCUGCCAGGGCUGAGAACGGGCCUGGGCCCGAGGACGGGAUAGGCACGGAAUGGGCUGGGGAUGGUUCUGGAGCCCUGCGCCGGAGUGGCUCCUUUGGGAAGCUGCGGGAUGCCCUGCGCCGGAGCAGCGAGAUGCUGGUGAAGAAGCUGCAGGGGAGCAGCCCCCAGGAGCCCAGGAACCUGGGGAUGAAACGGGCCAGUUCCCUGAACUUCCUCAACAAGAGCGUGGAGGAGUCGAGCCCGCCAACCAGCAGCAGCCUUUCAGAGAGCCGGGGCCUGAGCGCCAGCACUGUGGACCUGUCCAGACGCAGCUCCUUGCUGGGGUGACCCCGGGCCCGCACAGACACCCCCACGGACACCCCCACAACUCCCGUGGGCCAGAGUAGAGGAGACAACACCUGCUGUUACACCUCCAUUGGCUGGCUCCCCUCUCCACCCAGUGUGUAGUGAUGGGGGAGGGCCGUAUCCCCAGAUAGAGACUAGGGGCUCCCCACCCUCCACGUGGCACGGCCUGGCCCCUCCUGCUCUGGGAUAUCAGGCCAUUAGCUCACAUGCUGCUGUAGGGACAAUUCCCUAUUGGGAGUGGGGGGCCACCCCUUCAUCCCCCAGCCCCACCCCCUUAGCUGCCCUAAGCUGCCCUCACCCCUCGGGCUGGGGAUCUGAUGCUUGAAUGGGAUGGGAAGACUCAUCUGUGGGGCUGGUGGGGAGGUGUAGGGGGGCGUGUUCAGGAGGAAACCUCUGGAACUCUGCUGCUGGGUUGGAGAAGGGAAGCAGGAGGUGAGUUACAUCUGUCCCCCUCACUACUGGGUCGUUUUUCCUUUGUAUUUAUGUUUUGUUCUCAGGGAGUCCCCUCUGGCGGGAGCCCCCCUUUGCCCCAUGCUGCCCCCAGACCAGCUGGGAAAUCCCUCCCCCUUUGUUCGUUCAGCUGCAGAAGCUGCUGCUGCUCAGUAUCUAGCUCCUGUGAGCUGUCUUCCCUCCACCUUGUGCACCCUCCACUUACCCAGAAUCCUCCCUGCCCCAUAGCGGGGGGGCAAGCCCUCCUUGCUGAAGGAGGCUGGCGCAUGUGGUGUCACUACUUCCCCCCUGUUUGCAUGGUCCUGGUGCAAGCUGGUGACUGCCCCCCCGCCCCCGGCUCUUCAACACUAACUCCGCUGCUGGUGGGGGGUGUCUCAUUUCCUCCUAGCUAGAGCCUGAGCCUUACACUGGAAAACACUAGCCCCUCUGGGGCCUUGGGGGACGGGAAUGGCGAUAUCGGUGUCACACGAUUCAUUUCCCUCCCCAGCCUGUCACAUCUCUGUACUCUGCCAUUGAACACAGGCAUAGUCCUCACCCGCUGCUGUGCCUCAGAACGGGCAGGGGGCACUGUUAUUGCCCUCUGAGGGGGGUCGGGGGGAGAGGCUGCUAUGGAAAAUCUCCCCCUUACCUGAUUGGGGCCUAGCUGGGUCCCUCCUAAUCCUCCCCUCACCGAGGCCCCCUGAGCCUUCACUGCUUCACCCACCUGCCUGUUCCCCUCUUGGGGAAACCAUUGGGGGGUGGGGCACCUGCUGAGUUUGCUCUGGAUUUACCAAUUUUGCUGUAGAAAUAAAAGGUACU